Messenger RNA from Aspergillus aculeatinus CBS 121060, 1450 nucleotides. RefSeq lists its product as uncharacterized. Bases 79 to 1242 code for a protein of 387 amino acids. The transcript has 2 exons. The record is from RefSeq and is a predicted model, not a curated record. Lineage: Eukaryota; Fungi; Ascomycota; Eurotiomycetes; Eurotiales; Aspergillaceae.
CUCCGAUUCCUCUCUCCACCACCAACAACCAACCACCACCAAACCAAUCCCCUCGGAUUAGAUCAACCACACAUCAAAAUGCCUCACAAACACAAACGCAGACAAAAAGACGCCGACACAUACGACCUCCCCCCCACGCGAAUCGCCAAAUCCCUCCCCGUCCGCGACCCGGCCAGCGCUACCACCAAAACCGCCAAAACCGGGGGACCCAAGAACCACAACCGCAAGAAACCCGGCGGUGCCCCGCGCAAAGAGCAGCCCCAGAAGGCCACCAAGCCGACUCCCAAAAACGCCGCCGCGGCGCUGGCGGCCACCUCCCGCGCCAAAUCCGCCUUCGAUGACGAUGACACCCCGCGCGCGUUCCGGCGCUUAAUGCAGCGGCAGCAAUCACAGGCGGCGGCUGCUGCUGCCGCCAAGAGGAAUAAUAAUCAUGGGGAUAGUGAUGAUGAUGAUGAUGACGACGACGGGGAGGACGUUGUUCCGACUAGCAAGAGUAAUAAGAAGCGGAAGCGCGGCGAGGGGGAUGCCGGUGGUAACGCCCAGAAAAAUAAGAAGAAGAUGGCCACGGCAACGGCAACGGCAACAGCGCCGGAAGCUGGGUCGACGGAUGCGAUGGUGGUAGCAGCACCGAAGAUUAUGCCGGGGGAGAAGUUGUCGGAUUUCGCGGCGCGUGUGAACCGGGAGAUGCCGCUGUCUGCGAUGAAGCGCUCGAAUAAGCCCGCGGCGGCGGAGCUGGCGAAUAUCCGCGAGCAUAAGGUCACGAAGCAUGAGAAGCAUCUGCUGCGGCUGCAGGCCAUGUGGCGGAAGGAGGAGGCGGAGAUUGUGGAGAAGGAGCGGGCGCAGCGCGAGGAGCGCGAGGAGGAGAUGGACGAGCAGUUGCAGCUGUGGAAGACGUGGGAGGCCGAGGCCGGCAAGCGCAAGGCCAAGAAGAAGGGGUCCGGGAAUAAGAAGCGGAAGGAUGGCACGGCAGAUACGGUCGAUGAUGAUCCGGAUCCGUGGGCCAAGUUGAACAAGCGCGAGCGCGUGAAUAAACCGCUCAAUCCCCUGGAUGUCGUGCAGGCGCCGCCGCAGCUGACCAAGCCCAGGGAGGUCUUCAAGAUCCGCGGCGGUGCCCGGGUGGAUGUCGCCAACGUGCCGGCGGCGGUGGGCAGUCUGAGGCGCCGUGAGGAGUUGGCGACGGAGAGACGCAAUAUCGUCGAGGAAUAUAGACGGUUGAUGGCCGAGAAGAGGAAGGCAGCCUGAGUGAUCGGCUUGGAAUUACUACCAUUUUCUACUUGGGAGCGGAAUUUUGGUCGGCGUGUGAGGAGUGAAAAGACAAUAUCCUUAUUGCAAAAAAUGGCUUUUUAUGUAUAUACAAAAGAAUUCCUUAAUGUCCCGUAACCCCUGGAUAAUACCCGCCUUACAUGUGCUGUACCUAGUACUGGCUUUACUCCUGCUGCACGGCCUUGAU